GGAGGAGAAAGAAAGAGACCACGGAAAAAAAUAAAGAAGGAAGAAAGAAAACGGAGUCGAAGAUAAAAGUAGAUGUGUGAGGGGAAGAGAGUUUUUGACAUUUGAGAGAGAAAGAAUCAGGGUUUUAGUUUGCAGACUUUUUUGUGAGUGUUUAAGAAAUCCAACCCUAGAGUUUUGAUUACUGUAAGUUUGAGGAAGGUGUGAGCAUGAUUUCAUGGUUUUGGGUUUCACCUUUGAGAUUUCCGGAGUUGGGGGUAUUUAAAGAGGCUGAGAUUUUUAGCAGAGGUUGAGCUUUAUUUCGGUGAACUCUAUGGCUUUUGUUUAUGUUUAAGAUACGAGGAUGUUGAAAUUGAAAUCAUUAUUGAUGAAGAAAACUGGGAAUGAACAGAAACAACAAAAGAGACAACCACAACAAGUAGGAAAGAGGCAGCCACCACCACCAGAGCUGCAGCAGCCUGAGCCAUCACAGCAGUGGCAACCACAGCCACCAAUACAUUCAGGUGUUUCUGAUCAUGACAUAUCUUCUGAGGUCAAAAACACACGUGGCGUUACAAAGGGGAUAGGAACUCAUGAUAUUGUCACAGCUUCUAAUGAGAGAAUUCUAAUUCAGAUGAAUGAGGAUCAAAAGCUCCCAAAUGGUGUCCAAGCUAAUUCUAGGUCUGUUUCAGAAAUUGGGUCUCGAACACGUUCCUGAGCUCCACUUAAUGUCAAAACCUGGAAGGCAGUUAAACCAGAAGAUAAAGACGAAAUUAAAAACGGGUCGUUGCAUAAGUUUGAUGUCAAUUUGGACGAACCUGCCAUUGCAAAAUUUGUUGAAAAUAAGAUGAACAACACAUUCAGAUCUUGGAAAGGCAAACUGCACAAGCACUUCAAAAAAUAUUCUAAUGACAUUGAUUAUGCAAGGUCUCACCCUCCCAAUGAGAAAUUGUAUGGUGAUAGGGAGAUAAGUGAUUGGGAGUGGCUGUGUGAUUAUUUGUACACUGAUCAAGCGUAUCAGAAGCGUAGUAAGAUCAAUACUAUCAAUAGGAACAAGAAAAAAUAUAAUUAUUGUGGUGGUUCACUUCCUUUCACGAAACACAUGGAAGCCGAAGAACAGAAAGGUAAAAAUGUGACCUAUGUUGAGAAUUGGGGUCUCAUGCAUCAACAUCGAGGCAGCAAUGGUGGUGUUUGGAUCAAUGAAGAAGCAGAGAGGACAGGUAAAAAUCUGAUUGAAGAGUUGAUUAAAACCAAGCAACAAUUGGCUGAGUCUGAGGAUACCCCAUUUGAAGAUGUUGUAGUGCAUAUCCCUAUGAAAUUAGAUAUCUUGGCUAAGGAGCUCGGAACUCUGAAGGGUAAGACCAUUUGAGGUGUGGGCUAUGGUCUUAAAAAGGACAAAUUUUGUUCUUCAAUCCCUGCAUCCACGUCUAACCCAACAAAUGCUCAACUUAUGAGGUACAUUAUUCUUUUGGAAGAACGACUUACUUCUCUUGAGGGUGAGAAACAACCUCAACCUCCUACACAUGAUGUGGAUGAAGAGGGUGGUGAGGAGGGUUAUGAGGAUGAGGAUGAGGAUUUGGAUGUGCUUUAGGUGUUGAUAUCCUCAUUAGUUUUUUGCAAGUUAUAUUUUGGAUGUACAAAUGAAGCCAUGAUAUUUCCACAUGCAUAGAUAUCCCUUAGUUUAGGGCUUUGGCAGGUUUUUGGGUCUUAGAUGUCCUUAUUAGCUUUUUGAAGGAUACAAUUUGGAUGUAAAAAUGAUGCCUUGAAAUUUCAAAUGCAUCCAGCACUUGAUAUGUGAA
Molecule: messenger RNA, 1775 nt
Organism: Rosa rugosa (rugosa rose)
Lineage: Eukaryota; Viridiplantae; Streptophyta; Magnoliopsida; Rosales; Rosaceae
Exons: 7
Coding region: 824-1345 (173 amino acids)
Source: RefSeq, a predicted model, not a curated record